AUGAAGCAUAAGUCACACUUAAAGCAGAAAAAUAAGCAUUUUAAAAAAUGUAAAAGCAAAAAAAAAAAAAAAAGUAUAAAUAAUAUACAGAAAAAAAAAAAGAAAGAUAUAAGUGAAAAAUAUAGUCAUAUUUUAUAUAGAAAACAUCAAUCUCAUAAUACAAAAACAGAUAACAUAAAAAAUGAAAGAGAAGAAAAGUCAAAAUAUAUACCAUUUUAUGAUUCAUUAAAUAUAUGCAUUGUAGGUUUUCAUGAGGAAGCAGAUGUAUUGUCUUUUAAAAGAGAAUUUAUAAAAUAUUUGUAUGAAAAAAAUGAACAUAAUAUAUUAGAAGAAGAUGUAAAACUAUAUAAUGUAUAUACGAUACAUUCUGAUAAAAAAAAAAAAAAGAGAUCUUUAGUAAUUUAUGAUGUACCUAGAGAUAUAUACGGUAUUAUAGAUGGAACAAAAUGCGCGGAUUUAAUUUUGUGUAUAUUUAAAGAUGCUUCUAUUCAAAAUUCUGCAUUUGAUGAAUUAGGUUAUGAAUUAUUAUCAAUUUUAAAAACACAAGGAGUUCCUUCAGUUAUUGGUAUAGGAUACAAUACUAGUGAAUGCAACAAAAAUUCACAGAGGUAUGUUAUGAGAUAUUUUAAUUCAGAAUUUACCUUAGAUGACAAAAUAUUCUUUAUUAAUAGAAAUAAUAAAGAUUACGAUUUUCUAAAAUUAUAUAACGAAAUAAUGAGUAUGAAAAUAAAAAAGGUAUCUUAUAGAGAAGGAAGAGGAUAUAUGAUAGUAGAUUCCUAUUCAUAUAAUUCGGAAAAUGAUUCUAUUUAUUUAAAAGGGUUUGUUAAAGGUGUUGGAUUUAACGUUUACAAUCCUAUACACAUAACUAAUAUUGGUGAUUAUUAUAUAGAUAAUAUUUAUGUUAUAGAUGUUUUAACUCAAAGGAAAAAUAAUGAAAAUGUAAAUGCAAAAAAUUCAUUUCUUUUAAAUCAGAAUGAUGAACAAAAAAAUAGAAAUAAUUUUUUAGAUAAGUUUCUUAUUGAUAAUAAAGAUAUGAAUCAAAAUAUUAACUAUAAUUAUAUCCUUGUUCAAGAUAGCAAAAAAAAUAAUAAUUUUAAUGAUGAAGAAGAUGAUUUUAGAUGCAUAAGACCAUAUAAUAUAGAAGAGAAUAAUUUGCUAGUUAAGAAUUUAAUGACUCUUCAGAACAAACAUAUGUCAGAGUCAUUUCCUUCCAAAAAUUUUGGUUAUACUAAUGAUAAUGCAGAUAAUAAUAAUCACAUUGUGUAUAAAUAUAAUAUAAAUGGUGGCUUAAAUAGUAUAAAUAAUAAUACAAAUAAUAUAUAUAAUAAUGUGAAUAAUAUAACAAAUAUGAGCAAUAUAAAUAAUAUUAAUGUGAAUAAUAUUUGUAAUAAUAUUAAUAAUACGAGUAAUAAUGUAAGCAAUAUGUAUAACAAUGGAAUUACGAGUAAUACAUGGACAUAUAUAUCUAACGAAAAACGUGAAGUGAAUGAAGAUAUUAUUUGCUCAUAUGAUAAAAAUGAUACAAUAAAUGAAAAUAAAAAUAAUUUUUGCAGUUUUAUAGAUAAUGAAGAGUCUUCAAGUAACAGUAUUUUAUCUGAGGAAAAUAGUUCUUAUGGAGAUAAUGAGGAUAUAAAAACAGAAGGUGAAAUUGAUGAUGAUUGUAUUGAAAGAGACUCAGAAAAUUAUGAUAAUGUUUAUUUGAGUAAAAAUAUAAGCGCCAGAGAACGAUUUAAAAAAUAUAGAAGUUUGCAAAGUUUUAGAACGUCAUAUAUAGAUGUUUAUGAGGAUUUACCUAUUGAAUACUCUCGUAUUUAUGAUUAUGAAAGUUUUGAAAACUUAAUUAAAUAUUCAAAGAGAAAGUAUUUAGAAAAUUGUAAAAUUAUAAACAAUGAAUUUACUCUAACAGAUGCUUAUUGCUUAUUUAUUAUUAAGAAUGACGGAAAAUUGAUUAAUUUAAUCAAUUAUAAGACAAAAAAAUUACCUCUUGUUAUAUCAAGUUUAUUACCAUUUGAAAGAAAAGUAACAGUUGUAAAUAUGGAAAUAACAAGGACUCCUUUUUAUGCUCAAAAAGUAGAAUCAAAGGAAGUUUUUGAAAUUGUAUGUGGUUUUAGACAUUUCAUGAGUUGUCCUAUAUUUAGUGAACAGCUAAUUAAAGGAACACAAUCAAAAGCAAAAUAUGAAAAAUAUUUGAAAAGUGGAAAUAAGUAUGUUGCUUCUAUAUAUGGAUUUACAACAGUAACAGCCUCUCCAGUUUUCAUUAUAAAAAAAAAUAUUCAAAGUAAAUAUAAUAAUUUAAUAGAUAAUGAAAUGUCUGUUAAAGAAAAUUUUUCGCAGAAUUACAAUAAUUGUGAAAUGACUAAAUUUGAUAUUUCGAAUGAUUUAUAUAACAAAAAAAAUACUUUUUUAAAUGAUAUAAGUAGUAGUACUAUUGACCUAAUUAAAUCAAAUGUAUCUAAUGAUUAUAACUCCGGUUCGAUAUUAAUUGCUCAUGGAAAGGUUAUGAAUUGUGAUUGCAAGAGAAUAAUUAUGAAGAGAAUAUGUCUAUGUGGAAAAAUUUUUAAAAUUCAUAAAAAAAAAGCUGUUAUAAGGAAUAUGUUUUAUAGUCCAAAAGACAUAAACUAUUUUAAGCCGGUUGAAUUACAUACAAAAUUUGGGUUAACUGGAAAGAUAUUAGAAUCAUUAGGUACACAUGGGAAAAUGAAAUGCUUAUUUAACAAUGUUUUAAAACAACAUGAUAAAGUAUUUAUUUUUUUAUAUAAAAGAGUUUAUCCUGUAUGGUUUCCUUUAACAUGGGGUGGAGAUCAAAAUAUAGGUCCUGAUGAUAAGCUACUACAGAAAAAACGAAGAAUAUAA
Plasmodium gallinaceum is the source of this 2853-nucleotide messenger RNA. RefSeq names its product ribosome biogenesis protein TSR1, putative (gene TSR1). Bases 1 to 2853 code for a protein of 950 amino acids. Gene Ontology annotation, molecular function: GTP binding; U3 snoRNA binding; GTPase activity. The record is from RefSeq and is a predicted model, not a curated record. Gene Ontology annotation, cellular component: preribosome, small subunit precursor; nucleus. Gene Ontology annotation, biological process: maturation of SSU-rRNA from tricistronic rRNA transcript (SSU-rRNA, 5.8S rRNA, LSU-rRNA); endonucleolytic cleavage of tricistronic rRNA transcript (SSU-rRNA, 5.8S rRNA, LSU-rRNA); ribosome biogenesis. The transcript has a single exon. Lineage: Eukaryota; Apicomplexa; Aconoidasida; Haemosporida; Plasmodiidae.